UCUCGAGAAAUCAUCUCAGCUCAGUUUGUUGUGACAAAUCGUAAGCAAAGGUUCAAUAAUUUUUACGUGAAAAGUCUUUCCUUAUCGAUUAUGGAGGUUUUAUACUCAAGUCGUCGUGUCUUACUCGAAGAUAAUGACGGGACCUUUCGCCUAACUGACGCUGGCAUCUUAGUUUCGCAAGAAACCGGCAAAAUUUUACGUGUACUCGAGACGCAAGAAGAAAUUAAUUCGCUUUUGAUGUCGAGUCGCGGCUUAAAUGUCGUCGAUUAUGGAAAUUUGAUGAUUUUACCGGGACUUAUUGACAGUCACGUGCACAUUAAUGAACCGGGACGCACAGAUUGGGAAGGAUUCGAGACAGCGACGAAAGCUGCGCUUGCCGGCGGAUUCACAACAAUCGUUGAUAUGCCUUUAAAUUCCAUUCCCCCAACCACAACGUUGGGAAAUUUAAAAACCAAAAUUGAAGUGGCCAGACAGAAAAUUUACACAAAUUGCGGGUUUUGGGGUGGCGUGAUACCCGGUAACGAUAAAAAUUUGCAGGAAAUGAUUCGACAUGGCGUCGUGGGAUUCAAAUGUUUCAUGUGCCCGAGUGGCGUCGAUGAAUUUCCGCAUGUGACAUUGCCGGAUUUGGAAUUGGCAAUGGAGAAACUUAAGGGAUAUGAAACUGUUCUUGCAUUCCAUGCUGAAGUUGAUAACUCGUGUUGCGGCGGAAGCAAUUCUGCGGAUCCUGAUCCUAAGAAAUAUGAAACUUAUUUGAAAUCGAGACCGGAUCAGAUGGAAAUUGAGGCGAUUCAGACAGUUUGUGAUUUGUCGAAGAAACAUGAUGUCAACUGUCACAUCGUGCAUUUGUCGACGGCUCUCGCUCUUCCCACAAUUCGUCAAGCAAAGUUGGAUGGCAUCAAACUCACCGUCGAAACAUGUCAUCACUACUUGGCACUCAACUCCGAAACCGUACCUGACGCCUCCACAGAAUUCAAAUGCGCGCCUCCGAUCCGCACGAAGGACAACCAAACACAAUUAUGGCAAGCACUGCGCGACAAAACACUCGACAUGGUCGUUUCCGAUCACUCGCCCAGCACGCCAGGCAUGAAACUCCUCAUUUACGGCAACAAAAAUCGCGGAAAUUUCCUCGACGCAUGGGGCGGCAUCAGUUCCGUGCAAUUUGGCCUCUCACUUUUUUGGACCAAUUGUCAAAUGUAUAAUUUUGAUAUAACGGAUGCGGUGCGAUUGUUGUGCAAGGCGCCCGCAAAGCUCUGUGGCUUUGAUAAGACUAAAUCACGGAUUGCGGUUGGCUUCGAUGCGGAUUUUUGUAUUUUUGAUGAGAAUCAAACGUUUCAAGUGUCGCAAGAGAUUAUUCAGUUCAAAAAUAAGGCGACCCCGUAUAUGGGAAUGCAAUUGCGCGGUGUUGUGCAUGCGACGAUUUUGGGCGGGAUUGUCGCUUUUGACAAGGGAAUUGUACAAGGAGGCCCGAAAGGCAAAAUUUUACUGAGAAAUGGGCGAGAAGAGAGAAUGAAGAAACGUGCGAUUCCCGUUUAAAUAUUAUUUUUUUAUUUUUCAUUAAACAAAGACGAAAAAACGCAAG
Messenger RNA from Culicoides brevitarsis, 1579 nucleotides. Its product is annotated as allantoinase. NCBI's taxonomy places the organism in Eukaryota, Metazoa, Arthropoda, Insecta, Diptera, Ceratopogonidae. Gene Ontology annotation, biological process: purine nucleobase catabolic process; allantoin catabolic process. Bases 91 to 1533 code for a protein of 480 amino acids. Gene Ontology annotation, molecular function: zinc ion binding; allantoinase activity; cobalt ion binding. The record is from RefSeq and is a predicted model, not a curated record. Gene Ontology annotation, cellular component: cytoplasm. The transcript is spliced from 4 exons.